AUGGAGAGUUUACCCUUGGGUUGGGAUAUGGAUAAUUUCCUCAAAUAUUUGACAUUGGAUGCCCAUUUUUUCAAACUUCAGCGCCUCGUCCAAACCAUUCGUCCGUUCUUCUUCACCGGCAUGAGUCCAUCGGGUCACGACUUCUUUUCAAAUGAAGAAAAGGUCAUGGUUUACUUGAGAAAGGUCGAACCCUCACUCCUUCACAUCGCCGAGGAUGGUAACGUCAUGUACAACAUGCAGGGUCAAAUCCUGAAGGGUGAAUUCUUUGCCAACAAUUUGGUGAUGGAUUUGUAUUCGGCCAAUCAUUGGGAAUUCAAAUUUCUCGGUAGACCCGACGGUGCCAUGAUGUCGAGGAUCUCCAAGAGAAUAAGACCGCUCGCGAGUCAACCAACUUCACUCUUUCCCGGGGAAACCGGAUCUUCAUUUUUCAGCAUCGAUGGCAUUCACAUGCACGGUCGAGAAGUUUAUGAUCACUCCUUGGAAAGAUCAUUUCCUUUUCGCGAAUCAAGUACCAUGUCCUGCGCAAGGAUAUGGACAUACAAAUUGGUGUUCUCGUUGAAAAUAUCACCCGACCCCAGCGAACCAUUGAUCAUGGUACCUGUUUGGGGUGUCGGCGUAACACAAUUAUAUUUCGAGGCAUCAAGUAGUAGCAAGUCCAUUCGAAAUUAA
Molecule: messenger RNA, 669 nt
Organism: Acaulospora colombiana
Lineage: Eukaryota; Fungi; Glomeromycota; Glomeromycetes; Diversisporales; Acaulosporaceae
Source: the annotation of a GenBank genome assembly